UGGGAAAGUGCCGUCUGAGCCUCACACUUUCUCCGGGUUCUCUAACUUUCAAUUCCUGGGAGUAGGAAUACAAUCUUAGUACAGGGACCAAGAAGGGCUGCGUGCUUGCAGAGACUGCGUGCAGGCGGACUUCCCGCCAGCGCCAAGCGACCCGCCUUUCAGGCCAAGCGGGGAGCGGGCAGACGGGUGGGCAGGUGGCCUCGGGCCGCCGCACCCGCGCUUUGGCUCUGCCCCCUGGAGCCGAACGAGCGGGUGCUCCCUCGUGCGAGGGCGGUGAUGUUUUUCCUCCCACCCACUUUUGAGUCCCCCCUCCCCCCUCGCGCGCACUCCAGCUCUCGCCACAACCUGCGAGCCCCAGACCUCAGAGGAGCGCCCCGGGGAGCUCAGAGCGCGCGCAAGCGUGGCAGACGGAGGAGGCCAGUGCCCAGGUCAGUGAGCAGUGCCAGAUGCCUUUCCCUCCACCUCCCUUUCCAGUCUUUGCACAGUGUGAGUACACAGCCCGCUGGAGGUCCUGAACUGCCUUUUGCAGUAACUCAAAGAAGAAAAAAGUGGAAAAUGGGAGGCAUGAAAUAUGUCUUUUCCUUGCUGUUGUUCUUUAUUUUCCUAGAAGGAAGCAAAACAGAGCAAGUAAAACAUUCAGAGACGUAUUGUGUGUUUCAAGACAAGAAAUAUAGAGUUGGUGAGAAAUGGCACCCCUACCUGGAACCUUACGGGCUAGUUUAUUGUGUCAACUGCAUCUGCUCAGAGAAUGGGAAUGUGCUUUGCAGCCGAGUCAGAUGUCCAAGUCUUCAUUGCCUCUCACCCGUGCAUAUCCCUCAUCUCUGCUGCCCCCGUUGCCCAGACAUCAGAUGCCUUGAGAAGUUCAGACCGUGGCUGGAACUGUUGCGCCAUAGCUUCUGGGGGAAAGGAGAAGACUCCUUACCACCAGUGAACAAUAAGGUGACUAGCAAGUCUUGUGAGUACAAUGGGACCACUUACCAACAUGGAGAACUGUUCAUGGCUGAAGGGCUCUUUCAGAACCGGCAACCCAACCAAUGCACCCAGUGUAGCUGUUCGGAGGGGAAUGUGUACUGUGGUCUCAAGACUUGCCCCAAACUGACCUGUGCAUUCCCAGUCUCUGUUCCAGAUUCCUGCUGCCGAGUAUGCAGAGGGGAUGGAGAACUGUCGUGGGAACAUUCUGAUGGUGAUAUCUUCCGGCAACCUGCCAACAGAGAAGCUAGACAUUCUUACCUCCGUUCUCCCUAUGAUCCUCCACCAAGCAGGCAAGCUGGAGGUCUUCCCCGCUUUGCAGGGGGCAGAAGUCACCGGGGAGCUCUUAUAGAUUCCCAGCAAGCAUCAGGGACCAUCGUGCAGAUUGUCAUCAAUAAUAAGCACAAACAUGGACAAGUAUGUGUUUCCAAUGGAAAGACCUAUUCCCAUGGAGAGUCCUGGCACCCAAAUCUCCGGGCAUUUGGCAUUGUGGAAUGUGUGCUAUGCACUUGUAAUGUCACCAAGCAAGAAUGUAAGAAAAUCCACUGCCCCAAUCGGUACCCCUGCAAGUAUCCUCAAAAAAUAGAUGGAAAGUGCUGCAAGGUGUGUCCAGGUAAAAAGACAAAAGAAGAGCUUCCAAGCCAACAUUUUGACAGCAAAGGUUACUUUUGUGGGGAAGAAACAAUGCCUGUUUAUGAAUCUGUAUUCAUGGAGGAUGGAGAGACUACCAGAAAAAUAGCACUGGAGACUGAGAGACCACCUCAAGUAGAGGUGCAUGUUUGGACCAUUCGGAAGGGCAUCCUCCAGCACUUCCACAUUGAGAAGAUCUCUAAGAGAAUGUUUGAGGAUCUCCAUCACUUCAAGCUUGUGACCAGAACAACUUUGAGUCAGUGGAAGAUCUUCACUGAAGGAGAAGCUCAGAUCAGCCAGAUGUGUUCAAGUCGAGUGUGCAGAACAGAGUUGGAAGAUUUGGUCCAGGUGUUGUACCUGGAGCGAUCUGAAAAGGGCCACUGUUAGGCAAAACAGACAGGAUUGGAUAGUGUCAAUCAAGGAAACUCAAGCUGCAGCUGGACUGCCAGCUUACUUUGCUUAAGUCAACAGUGUUCUAAACCCCAAACUCAAAUGCAAUCUAUUACUCAUGCCAGGCACUGCAUACCUUAUAGCAUACCAUGCAGUGGUGUGCCAGCCCUCGAAAGAGACUAGAAUCCCCUUGAAUAAUUUGUGGGAGAAGAAGGGAUAGAACACCCUGGUGCAGCUCAGGUUUCUUUGAAAACCACUUCUAUUCCCAGGUUAAAGAGCAUGAAAAACCCCAGAGUUUCUAUCUAGAAAGUUACUCACAUAAAAGAAAACAGAAUUACUUAGUUGGAGUUGGGUCAUGUAGAGCAAAUGUUUGUACGAAAUACUCUGAAUGUUAGAGUGUCUUUCAUUGCUUAAAAAAUUAACCCUGUGGCUGGAGAUUUACGUUAGUGCUAGAGUACUUGCCUAGCAUACACGGGGCCCUGAGUUCCAUUCUCAGCACUGCAAAGAAGCCCUCACCAUCCAUAUAUA
Molecule: messenger RNA, 2517 nt
Organism: Nannospalax galili (Upper Galilee mountains blind mole rat)
Lineage: Eukaryota; Metazoa; Chordata; Mammalia; Rodentia; Spalacidae
Gene: Chrdl1
Product: chordin like 1
Exons: 13
Coding region: 277-1986 (569 amino acids)
Molecular function (GO): protein binding
Source: RefSeq, a predicted model, not a curated record